CAACGCCGUCAAAACAUAUGAUCAUUUACAGCUGACUGCUGACUGUUUUGUUUUGAUUAAGAAAAGUUAAACUUGAGCAAGUCUGACUUGCUUGUAUUUGCUUUAUUUCGAUAAUUCAAUCAGUAAAUUUUUAUCUCCCCUUUCUACGGUUUUAAUUUUAGAUAAGCCUAUAAUUAUUUUAAGUAUUCUCGGCUAUUAUUUAGCUUAAUUUCGUUCCGCAGUGUUUCAAAAUGGUCCUAGCUUGGUACAUGGAUAACGAAGACUAUGAUAAGAGAGAAGAACAUCAUAGAUACCCGCCAGAAUAUGUUUCUCUGGCAGAUUUAUUUGCUUCAACUGGUGUUGAAUAUUUCCAGUUGAACCUGGAAACUCUAGAAGAAGAUGGAAUCUUAGAUAAGAUAAAAAAGCAAAGAGGAUACACUUAUGAAGAUCAAGUUACGAUGGCACCUCCUCCUGAUAAUAUGUCGCAAUUUGAAGAAAAGCUGAACAUUUUUUACACUGAGCAUCUGCAUACAGAUGAAGAAAUUCGGCUGUGUAUAGAUGGAUCUGGUUAUUUUGACGUGCGGGAUCCAAAUGAUCAAUGGAUCAGAGUUAGGGUUACUCCUGGAGAUUUACUUAUUGUACCAGCAGGAAUUUACCACCGAUUCACUUUGGAUACCAAGAACUUUAUUGUUGCCAAACGAUUCUUUGUUGGAGAGCCGGUUUGGACUCCCCAUAACCGACCCGCAGACGAUAUGGAUGCUCGAAAAAAAUAUGUUGAAAAACUAACCGAGGGUAAAUUCGUCCAAAUUCGCUGAUACUUACUAUUUUAUAGAUUUAAUUUUUCAAUUAUGUCUAUUGUAAUGUUAACAGCGUUUUCCUUCAAACUUUACUUAUUAAUAUACAUGGUAAAUAUUACAAGCAGUUAGCAACGAUUCGUGCUAACGCUGUGAUUCUGGUGUUAAAAAAUGCUGCCGUGCGAAAUGUGACCUUAAACGUAAAUGCAUGUGCCCGUUUUGAGAAGAUGUAAAUGUUUUUUGACUAUUGCAAUAUAAUUUAUAAUACCCAGCAGCAGUGGCAGCUUUUGUCAAUUUAUGGUCAACGCUAUGAGUAUAUUCGAUUAUUGAAUACGUUUUCAACUAUACAUAUUUUUCAUUUGGUCUAAUCUAUAAUACUGAUAAGAGAAACACUUUGUUCAUCAAACCUUGCGAAAGUUGACUUUCCAUUACUUAAUAAAACGCUUUAUGUAAAGCUAAUAUGAAAACAGCGGAUGUCGGGUUAAAUCUCAAAAUAUAUUGAACAAAAGUUAAAGGUUUUUAAAUUUUAGACAUCAGGUGACAAAAAUAUAUCAGAUAUAUUGAUCGGGCAGUCAACCAGUGAAAGCGCUGUCGGCUUAUCAAAAAACAAACCCAUAGAAAAUAAUUUAUUUAAAAAAGUCGCAUAUGUAAAAAAUACCGUUCCGGAGUGUAAAAUAAUACUACAAACCCAUUGAAUAAUUCUCUUGUCGAUAAUAUGGAAACAGUUGGUAGAAAUAAAUGAUGGUGAGAUAUUUAAAGGUCUAUACCUCUGUCUACUAUAGUAGGUAGCCGUAAACAUUUUCUUUAAUUAGGCAUAGUUAAUACUAAAAAAUAUAAAUAACUAACAUUAAUUGAGUUUAGAUAUUGUUAUUAUGCUUCUAUAAAGUUUUGUUAUGUU
Messenger RNA from Dendroctonus ponderosae (mountain pine beetle), 1671 nucleotides. Its product is annotated as acireductone dioxygenase. Gene Ontology annotation, molecular function: acireductone dioxygenase [iron(II)-requiring] activity. The record is from RefSeq and is a predicted model, not a curated record. Bases 231 to 794 code for a protein of 187 amino acids. The transcript is spliced from 3 exons. Lineage: Eukaryota; Metazoa; Arthropoda; Insecta; Coleoptera; Curculionidae.